GUUUUUGGUCAACAAGUAUUGAGAACAGCAGAUGACGCUUUUUAGGUAGGUCUUUUCUUAGAGUCAACAGGCCCCAACAAGGCUUGUUACCUUAUUCUUAAAGGUGCUUGGAGACAACAGGUUGAUGAGAGGACAGACAUGAGGAUAAACUACCUUCUUUCAUGACCCACCUUGUCCUCAGGACUGAGGCGGAUUCAGUAGACCGAAUACUUGAUGUUCCUCCUUGUGAAAACCCAAAGACUUGGUUUGAUUUAGGCUUGACUUGUUCUUGCCGUUCAGAGUGAUCAUUUUUUGUCACUCUGUUUUGGAAUACACUGAUUUCUCAGGAGAAAUUGUUUGUGUAAAGCUUUCCUCCUGGAUUACUUGUGGAGAUUAGUGAUGGGGAAUGCGGCCGCAGGGGGCUUGGAGCAGGAACCGUCUGAGGUCCGAGAGGCCAGGAACUCAGUCGGUGGAGCUUCAGGAAUGAGUGACCCCGCUCCAACCUUGCAGAAGAAGCAGCCAGCUCCCCCUAAACUGCCAAUGCCCCCAGAGGAGGAGCUGGAGGAGCGCUUCAAUGUGGUGCUGAGCUACAUGAACCUGCCUCCAGACAAACUGCAGCUCUUGAGUCAGUAUGACAAUGACAAGAAGUGGGAAUUAGUCUGUGAUCAGGAGCGUUUCCAAGUGAAGAGCCCCCCCUCCACUUACCUGUCAAAGAUCAAGAGCUUUUACCAAGAUCAAGGAGGGGUGACUCGCAGGCUGAAGAAAAGGAUUCAAGAUGCCACUCAGGUCCUUAAAGAUUUGGAGAUAUCCCUUCGCACCAAUCAUAUUGGAUGGGCCCAAGAGUUUCUCAACGAGCAGAACAAAGGUUUGGAUGUUCUGGUGGAAUACCUAUCCCAUGCACAAAGUGACGCCUCGUAUGAUGUGGAGAGUGUUGAAAAUGGUGGCACCCUACCAGAAAGAGGAAAACCAGCAGAGAGGUCAAUGGAAGACUUGACCAAGAGCUCUAGCGGCUCUCACUCACAUGGGGUGAGCAGAGCUGCUCGAGCAUUCACUGUAAGAAUAAGCUCCACUCUGGGGAACAAGAUGUAUAAGAAGUCCCACUCAUCCAUUCAGAGAGAUGAUGUACACGUGUGCAUAAUGUGUCUGCGAGCCAUCAUGAACUACCAGUCUGGUUUUAACCUGGUGAUGACUCACCCACGCUGUGUGAACGAGAUCACCCUCAGCCUCAACAGCAGGAAUCCCAGGACGAAAGCCCUGGUGCUGGAGCUGCUGGCUGCAGUGUGCCUUGUCAGAGGAGGACAUGACAUCAUACUGUCUGCUUUUGACAACUUCAAGGAGGUGAGCAAAGAGAAGAACCGCUUUGAGAAGUUGAUGGAGUACUUCAUCAAUGAUGACAGCAACAUUGACUUCAUGGUGGCCUGCAUGCAGUUCAUAAACAUUGUGGUUCAUUCAGUGGAGAACAUGAACUUCCGUGUUCAUCUACAGUUUGAGUUCACUCACCUUGGGUUGGACAAGUAUCUCGGGAAUCUGAAGCAGACAGAAAGCGAGAAGCUGCAGGUUCAGAUCCAGGCCUACCUGGACAAUGUGUUAGAUGUGGGAGCUCUGCUGGAGGACGCUGAGAACAGAGGAGGGGUGCUGGAGCAUGUGGACGAUCUGCAGCAGCACAACAUGCAGCUGAACGCCCGGCUUCAGGAGGUCGAGACUCAGACUGCAGAGAGAAUAUCUGAACUUGAGACUCAGCUCAUGCAGGCCACCAAGGAGACGGAGCUGCUCAAAGAAAGCAUGCGAGAGUCCUGUUCACAGGUCAGUGCUUUGCAGCAGAGAGAAAGGGAGCGAGAGCUGGACAGGGAGAGGGAGAAGGACAGGGAGCGUCUGUCCACCUCCAACCCUCAGACAAGUUCAGAGCUGGAGCAGAAGAUCCAGGAGCUGCAGGACAAGGGCUUGAUCCGGCUGGGACGCAGCGCCUCUGGAGGCCUGGACAUCCAGGUUGUCCCCGUCACUGUGGUCGAAUAUGUCCAAGCCCCGCCCUCUGACGCCCCGCCCACUUCUCCACCCUCUGCCACAGAUUCUUCUUCCCCUCCCCCUCCACCUCCUCCUGGUGGUCCAGGGGGGGUUGCCUCUCCUCCUCCUCCUCCUCCUCCUCCGCCACCACCUCCACCUCUACCAGGCUGUGGUGCUGUGCCUCCCCCUCCUCCUCCUCCUCCUCCUCCACCUCCUCCCGGAGGAGGUCCACCACCUGCUCCUCCCCUACCUGGUGCCGGACCUCCACCUCCUCCUCCUCCUCCUCCUCCUCCCCCACCUGGUUCCGGACCCCCUCCUCCACCUCCUCCACCUGGUGCUGGACCUCCACCCCCUCCUGGUACUGGACCUGCGGUUAAGAGCAAGAAGCCCAUUCAGACCAAGUACAGGAUGCCAUUGUUGAACUGGCAAGCCUUAAAAUCAAACCAGGUGACAGGCACUGUCUUCAAUGAACUGGAUGACGAGCAGAUCUUAGGGGAGUUGAACAUGGAUAUGUUUGAGGAACAUUUUAAGACUAGGGCCCAGGGUAAAACAGAACUGCCCGCUAUCAAGAAGAAGGUGGCAACGAAGGCUCCGAGCAAGACGUCCCUGAUUGACGGCAACAAGGCCAAGAAUCUGGCCAUCACUCUACGCAAGGGGGGAAUGAAGCCGUCUGCUAUCUGCACCGCCAUAGAGACGUAUGACCAGCCGUCUUUGAACAUAGACUUCCUGGAAUGCCUCGUGCCCUUCAUACCGUCAGAUUUUGAGAUGAAGCUGCUGGUUAACUAUGAGAAGGAUGGACGUCCGCUGGAGGAGCUGACCAACGAGGAUCAAUUUGUUCUACGAUUUGGGAAGAUUCCUCGUCUGAACCAGCGAAUAAGCACGCUCACGUUCAUGGGCAACUUCCCAGACAGCGUCAAACGCCUGCAGCCGCAACUGAACUCAAUCAUAUCUGCGUCCAUGUCCAUCAAGUCUUCAACUAAACUUAAAAAGAUCUUGGAAAUUGUUCUCGCCUUUGGCAACUAUAUGAACAGCAGUAAGAGAGGAGCAGCGUACGGCUUUCGGCUGCAGAGUCUGGACCUUCUGUUGGAGACCAAGUCAACUGACCGUUCACAGACGUUGCUUCACUUCAUCACCAAUAUCAUUCAGGAAAAAUACCCCGACUUGGCCAACUUUCACACUGAGCUGCACUUUGUCGACAAGGCAGCGCUUGUAUCAUUGGAUGCUAUUGUUCAGAAUAUCCGUUCAUUAGAACGAGGAAUGGAAGUGACCAAAAAGGAAUUCCUGGUGCAGGACGACAGCCCUGUGCUGAAGGAGUUCAUCAAAGUCAACAGCGAGUCGCUGGAAACUUUGAUCAAAGACAUCAAGACAGCACAGGAGGCAUACGCUUCUGUGGUGGAGUAUUUUGGAGAGAAUCCCAAAACCACGCAGCCUUCCAUGUUUUUCCCGCCGUUUGGACGCCUACUAAAGGCAUAUAAGGCUGCACAGCAAGACAUUGAGCUGAAAAAGAAAAUGGAGAGUGAGAGCAGUGAGGAAAAGGUGUCAUCAUCACCUAACAAGGCUGGGUCACAAAAGGGGCCUAUGAUGCCUAAGAUGCCCCAGAUGGACCUGAUAGCCGAGCUGAAGAAGAGGCAGGUGAAGCCGCAGGUACGCGAGGGGAAGGACGGCGCCCUGGAGGACAUCAUCACAGAUUUGAGGAACACACCAUUCAGGCGGACAGAUGGUCGACGGCCAGCCCAGCGCCAGGACACUUGAGCCACUUCUGGUCCUCGACUUUUUACAGAUCACACUCAUCUCAUACAGACAGAAGAACACACUUUAAAAUGUUCUGUAUAUACAGUGUAUCAGAAAUAUAUAAUUAUUCAUAUGGCAGUGUGUAUUUUUGCCAAUACCCAAGUGUGAAUUUGCUGUAAAUAGAAUUUGAAGUUUGAAAUGUUUGAUAUUUUUAAUGCAACAGUCCAAUGACAUGUCUUGCUAAAAAAAACCCAAUUAUAAUUUCUGUGGCGCCUAAUAUGCUCUAAAUUUGUCAUGUUGCUACUAAUUGAGUAAUAAAAAAAAAAGACUU
Molecule: messenger RNA, 4042 nt
Organism: Centropristis striata (black sea bass)
Lineage: Eukaryota; Metazoa; Chordata; Actinopteri; Perciformes; Serranidae
Gene: fmnl1a
Product: formin-like 1a
Exons: 25
Coding region: 379-3732 (1117 amino acids)
Biological process (GO): cortical actin cytoskeleton organization; regulation of cell shape; cell migration
Cellular component (GO): cytosol
Molecular function (GO): small GTPase binding; actin filament binding
Source: RefSeq, a predicted model, not a curated record